CCUUGCGCAACGAAAACGAGUCGAUCACGUGACACACGCGCGUACACUCACCUGUUCCCUCCAGUUGGGUCGCUAAGGUGAACGUCCGGUGUUCACCUGUAAACACUCUCGGUGCAAAACAAGCGCGCUAUCGGGAACGUCGCCUCAAGUUCACAACCGCAUCUCAUGGAGUGAAAUCAUCCCUGUUCGCAUCUGCGUGCUGUGCGCUUGUUUGUUGACGCGUCAUGACUGCUACCGGCAGAGGGCAUCUUCAGCGGUGCAAUGCUUCAGCAGGUAGUAGUAGCCGUACGUGGCCUCAAAGGGUGUGUCGUCUUGCCCACAGGGGCCGUUGCCCCCCACAGUAAACGUUGCGAUAACAGCGGCUAUUCUCUCGUCCGCGAACUUCGCUGCCAUGGCUCUCAACUUUUCGGCGUGCGAGGACUACACAACUUUUAAAGGUCGUCUGGGCCGCGGUUGUUCGUGGACUAGAGAAGAGACUAUGCUACUUCUGGAUCUGUACGAGAAAGAACGACUGGCCGAAGACAGCUCCGGUGACUUCCCGCCACGCAACACGCCGAAAUACCAGAAGGUUCAUCAAGCCAUCUCGGGGUUCCUAGGUGCUCACGGGUACAGCAGAACGCCAAUGCAGGUACGUGAGCGCUUGAAGAGGCUCAAGAGGGACUUUCGAGAAAACCGCCAUGGGGAAUUCACAGAAAGGGUUGGAGCCAUCUUGGCCAAGCGGGCAGCAGCUGCCAGUGCAGAACGGUACGCGUCAGCAGUCAUGGCAGCUUCUACGAACGGUACCACUACAGCACUCUCCACAACUGUGACACCGACACAGCCGAGCUCGCCGGAACAGCCAAUGGAGGCCUGCUAUCCUGUAGUGCUAAUGAAAACUGACAUGAACUGUCAUGACAACUUGGAACGUGAUGGCGAAGGGGAACGAAACCAUCACCCCACAUCAGCUGUGGUCCCAGAAAUCACUUACGACAGCCCAGAUGAGCAGGAUCAUGGUUCGCAAACAGAAACCGACCAUGACAGACACACAGAGCCUGCCACUGACACAACAGGCAAUGGCAACAGCAAUAUCCGAAUGCAACAAAAGGUCAUACGCCUCCUCAGCCAGUUGGUCACAGAAAACCGGAGGCAGGCACAAGCCACCGAGGCUUUUCAACGACAAAUUCUCUACCAGCUCCACCUGAUUACCUGCUCACUUCAGGUGAUUGCAACAAGCAGGACCCCUUCAAAUCAUCACGACGACGAUCGACAUGAUCGGCACCCAACCUCUGGAGCCAGUUUUGGGACUCCGGAAAGUCAGACGUCAACGAGAGACUCGCCGAUGAACAGCGUUAUACAUGUUAAACAGGAAGUAUCUGCCGAGGACAGUAGUUGAUGAUGAAGGAGAUAUUAGCAUCUUCCAUGAGAAUCGUGAUUUUAGGGAGUGUACGAGAAAGUUGCUAACAGCUGCUUGGAGGUAAGGUAAGGGUGGCAACUGCCCAUACUGUUUGAUCUUGGAGAUCACAGGAACAAGUUUGCAUAUGUUAAUUGUUUCGAAUGCAAGGUGUUGGCAAUAUUUAUGAACAGAAACUACCUUGAGAACAGAUUCAUCGAAAAUGGUUAAAAAUUGGGGUUUUAUCGCUUUUAAAGUAAACAGAUUCAGUUAUGUAGAUUAGAAAAGUGCCACACUUUUCUAUGUUAUGUGAAGAUUUUCAGCGUUCUGACUUUUUACAACUAGUGUGCACAGAUAAACUAACACCAUAUCACUGGGCAUCCUAUAGUACAUUCAAUGGAAGUUUACAAACCCAGAAAUUAGGCGAAGUUGGUGCUGAACAUCUUGUGGUCGUACAUACCUGCUGGAAGUGGGUACAGUACUGUUGCCUGUUAAUUCAGUGCACCCAAGUGCCUGAACAAUUAGAGAUGAUGCUGCCGUUGUGACAAACAUAUGUGAUAUUGUAUUCGAGACAUCAUAUUUUAAAUAUCUCACCAUAGUGUUAACUAUUGCUUUACAGAGAGGGCCAUAAGUAGGAAUUGGCAACAGUCCUCGGCUGCAAAAUAUACCGGUGAAUUUUUUCUAAUGCAGUCUACGCUGUGCAAAGAAUGCAUAAUUUCAGUGGAAUGAUGUCUGGGACGAUGCAGUGUGUCCUUCUAUAUCCACCAUUCUAUUGUCGCUGUUGUCCUAUAGGUAAACUGGCUCACUUUCCUUGUUAGUUUUCUCACCACAAAACGUUUGCAAUUGAAAGCAUGUUUAGCUCUGUGAUAUCUUAUGUGUACAGGGUGUUCUUUUAGCUGCACCAGAUUUAAAAAAAAAGCUAUGAGAGCAGCAUAGAUACUGCUUUUGCAGUUGAGUUAUUCGGCCAUGUUGACAUCCUCUUGAAGAGAGCAUGUAACUACUAGAUGACAAAUUACCUAGAAUUCAUUAAUUAACUCUUUAGUUAUGGGCUUUUGGGCAAAAAGUGAGAUAUCAGUAUGGGAGACAAUCCACGUUGAAAACCAUGCUGUUUUUUAAGUGUCUUGAAACGAGGACAUACGUUGAAAUUGGUAUUUUCUGGCGCAAAGAUAUCAAACAUACGUUGAAAUAUCCCUCGCCGAAUUUUGCUAUGCAAAUGAGCCAAAACCGCAUAGGGAGCACAGCACUCAUUCCACAUCAGAGGGCCACAUGCUUUGGAGCGAUGGAGAUAAUUGGAGUGGGUGCAGACCUGCUGGCCAGAUCAACCGAUUUGCAGCCAAGAUAAGCCAAUGACGAAGGUCAUAUGUUCCUCAGGUGCGCGGUUUUGGUUUCUACGCGUUUGUAUAGCAAUAUUCGGUGAUGGAUAUUUUGAACACAUAUGUUCGCUUCAGGAUUUCUAAAAAAACAGAAUGGCUUUCAACGGGGAUUGUCUCCCAUUCUGCUAUCGCACUUUUGCCCAAAAUGGUAAUUAAAUUAUUAAGGGCAAUUCGUUGAAGAGGUAAUUAGUCAUCCAGUAGUUACAUGCUCGCAAAAGAUGUCCGCUUGGCAGUAUAACUCAACUGCAAAAAUGGUGUCUAUGCUGCUCUCAUACUUUUUUUUUAAAUUGGUGCAGCUAUAAAGAAAAACCUGUAUAUAACAUAUAUUAAAGCACUAAUUUGUACAGCCAUUACAUGCUGAAUUAUAACGAAAGGAAAGUUAGGUAGCAAGCGAGCUGGUGGUGACGAUCCAUGACUUGAAAACCCGAGACGAGGUAGGGACGUGUUUGUGUUUGUCUGUUAUCGUCCCUACCUCGUCUCGGGUUUUCAAGUCAUGGAUGCUGAAUUGUUAUUUUGAACUGCAUAAUACAGCUGUGCAUUUACAGCAAACCCUCAUUAUAAAUUGCUCCUUUUUUUUAUUAUCGCUUUAUUGGUAGUUUUAUGUUGUCCCUGCUGAACCACACGUUUUGGACCGGAUUAUUUUAAGUGUACUGGCCUGCCGACCCCGCAUAGUGCGAAAGGCCGUAGACUCUAAACACAGAACUUCACUGCAUAAGAGACUUUGUGCCAACCAUUUUGCCGAAUAAUACAAUUAUCACUUCUGAUUGGAGGAGACAGUUGGGCGUA
This is a messenger RNA of Ornithodoros turicata, 3528 nucleotides long. RefSeq lists its product as uncharacterized. The record is from RefSeq and is a predicted model, not a curated record. The transcript is spliced from 3 exons. NCBI's taxonomy places the organism in Eukaryota, Metazoa, Arthropoda, Arachnida, Ixodida, Argasidae. Bases 392 to 1372 code for a protein of 326 amino acids.